CUGUGCCAAUCCGAAGCCAGGAGCCAGGAGCUUCUUCCAGAUCUCCCACACGGGUGCAGGUUCUUGGAGACAGCCAGAAUGAUGCCUCUUGUCCCUCUGCUCCUGGUGAGCAUCAUCUUCCCCGGCAUCCAGGCUACACAACUGACGAGGUGCGAGCUGACUGAGAAGCUGAAGGAGUUGGAUGGCUACAGAGAUAUCUCUAUGUCUGAGUGGAUGUGUACCUUAUUUCAUACCAGUGGCCUUGACACAAAGAUUACAGUCAAUAACAAUGGCAGCACAGAAUAUGGAAUCUUCCAGAUCAGCGAUAAGUUGUGGUGUGUGAGCAAACAGAACCCUCAGUCGAAGAACAUCUGUGACACCCCCUGUGAAAAUUUCUUGGAUGAUAACCUUACUGAUGAUGUAAAGUGUGCCAUGAAGAUCCUGGAUAAAGAAGGGAUUGACUACUGGUUGGCACAUAAACCACUCUGCUCUGAGAACCUGGAACAGUGGGUCUGUAAGAAGUGAGCUCCUGCUGUCUUUGCCGCUCCUGCCACCUAUGCUCCUGGAACUCCACUUCCCUAAUGCUACCUCAGUUGGCCUCUUUUCCCCUCUGCCCCUCCCCCCGAAGCUGAUUUGUCCCUGAUCUCUGAGCAUUGUAGUGCACCAUUGGACUCUUUCGAACUCUUCUCCAAUGAUGUGU
Molecule: messenger RNA, 679 nt
Organism: Lepus europaeus (European hare)
Lineage: Eukaryota; Metazoa; Chordata; Mammalia; Lagomorpha; Leporidae
Gene: LALBA
Product: lactalbumin alpha
Exons: 5
Coding region: 79-504 (141 amino acids)
Biological process (GO): lactose biosynthetic process
Molecular function (GO): calcium ion binding; lactose synthase activity
Source: RefSeq, a predicted model, not a curated record